AUGGUGCCAAAAACAAACCGCAUUGAAGACUUCCCAGAUCACUGGAAAUCCACCCUCCUGGGCGUCAAGUUCUGGAAAGACGCCGAAGAAUGGAAUCACGAAACAAACAACAAGAUUGAAGCAGGCGAAUCUACCUUCAACAGACUGAGCCGCAGAAAGAAGAUGAGGGACGAUGGCGAGGAAGAAGAAGAGGAACUGGAACUCCAUGUCAAGGAACGUGCCAUUGUCACUCCAACCUUUCCCCCUGACCAAGCAACACCAACAAAUCUUCUUAUGGAGUUCCGCGGAGGAGCGCUCUGGGCAGCCAUCCCAAGGAACCGCCGUGUUUUAGGCCUGGACGUGUUCUGGCCAGUCCAAACUGACAACCUCAUGCACGAAACGGAGAAAGCUGGUACAGGCAAUCAGAACAGAAUAGAUGCAUUCGAGGGCGAAGAAGAUGGCGAACCCGCAAUCUUCCCAAUUAGUGGAAUGGCGCCUCUCUGCAUGUUUCGUAACCUGCGCAUCCUGAAACUCACGGGGAUGAUGCAGUCUUACCAGAUGUACAUCUUCCAAGCCGCGUGGCUCAACACCGAUCUUGAGGAGCUUGAAAUUGAAAUGGCCCUUGCCCCGCGUCUUCGUCGUGGUUACAAAUGGCCUUUUAUGAAGGGAGACUGGCGCCUUGAUAAAGCCAAUUACGGAGAGCCCGUCUACUACGGUAACGGUGAAGGCUCUCUCGUCCGCACCGUCGGAAUCGGUGAAUACCUCGACAAGAUUUGCCUUGAAAAGGCCAAAAUACGAGCCAUGGCCAUGGGAAGCACCCGCAACCGUCUUUCAAUCCGCACACUGGUUCUCUCCGGCGUCGUGGUCGACGCAGACCCCUUCCUGCACUGGUUCGACCCAAAGCGUUUGAAAUGUAUCAACCUCAAGGAAAACUGUGUGGACGCGGGGUUCUGGCUUCCACACUGUAUGAAGAAAGUAUCUGUUCUUUUUCCCAGACAGAUCGAUGAGCCUACCGUUAUUGGUCGUCGUGUGAAUCCUUCGGCCGAGUUGAAGGUUGUUGAGCUUAAGGGUGGAAAGAAAAUCGGCGAGAUACCCUAUCGCGGGCCGAAGAGUUUGGAGGAGGAUAUACCCAGGAAUGUUGGCGUUAAGACCAACAGUAUUAAGUGGAGUGAGAACGCAAAGGACCAUAUUCUUGACAAAGAUCAGGUUGAGGUUGCUAUCUAG
Molecule: messenger RNA, 1203 nt
Organism: Aspergillus puulaauensis
Lineage: Eukaryota; Fungi; Ascomycota; Eurotiomycetes; Eurotiales; Aspergillaceae
Exons: 3
Coding region: 1-1203 (400 amino acids)
Source: RefSeq, a predicted model, not a curated record